This is a messenger RNA of Diatraea saccharalis (sugarcane borer), 3500 nucleotides long. The record is from the annotation of a GenBank genome assembly. Lineage: Eukaryota; Metazoa; Arthropoda; Insecta; Lepidoptera; Crambidae.
AACUUGCUUCAAAACGUCAUAUCAAAGACGUAGCAGGUACUCUAGGUUAUGUUGUCUAUAUUUAAAUAAAAAUGUAAUUAAUAACUUAAAUCAGUUGUUUUUGAUACUUAAAAUUAAACAUGACAACAUCACCCACUAAAACCAAACAAAAGUUGUCUCUACGGAAACGCCUGUUCGUCAAAAAAUCACCAAAAGUGGGAUGCUAUGUUGAUACUGAUUCUAAUGAUGAGUUCAGCCAGUCUACGUCCAGACCUAUUUCUCCAGCGGAUCCAUUCAUAGCUCACAGUGCUCAAAAUACUAACGUGAGUCUAGAAAACAUCGAUACUCAUCGCAUUUCACCUACUGAGCCUCACAGUAACAAUUCUAGUCAAAAAAUUAUUCAUGUGCACAAUGAGGACGAUGUUAAUCCGAAGUGCUGUCGAACCUUCUUCAGAAGGUCCCGUCCAAAGAGCCUCGUCGAAGGACCUCCGUCCAGAGAUGAACCUGCCUCGAAGCCAUGUAGUCCACUUAACAACUCUAGCAACAGUGUCAGUGAACAUACUAUCUCGUGCAGUCAGUCUAAAUCAGAAGAAUUACCUAAAGCUACUGUCAAGUUCCCCAAGGAUGAUUCCAAAAAGUGUUUUGAACAUUCAGGAUCAUUUGAAGGGAUAAAGACCAAGAAUAAAUUGUUUGUUAAAAGAUUAUCUGCAGAUCAUCUCAUCUCUAAUGAAUCUAAACCACUAUAUCGUUCCUCUUCACCCGAAAGUGAUAGAAGUAGUUCAUUGGAUAGAAAAAGAAGAACUAAGUCAACUAUCACAAGACCUGUUUCACGUGCUGGAAGUACAGAUAGUCUGGCCCGAAAUUCACUUCUUGCUGCACAAGUUCUACGCCUGAUACCUACACAAGAAGCCCGGGAAAGAAAUUAUUUAUAUGGAAGACUUGCUUCCCAUUCUUUAUUAGGAGCUGCAGAAUUAGAACAUGUUUUUCCAGAUAGAGAAGUAAAGAUAUUUGUUGGUACAUGGAAUAUGAAUGGUCAAGCACCACCAAGGGAACUAGCAGAUUUCAUAUUUCCAAAGCAAGUAAAACAUGUACCAGACAUUUUUGCUAUUGGCACACAAGAAUCAUUCUCUGAACGUACAGAAUGGGAAAUAACAAUCCAAGAAGUAUUGGGCCCAUCACAUUUAUUAUUGCACUCAUACUAUCUAGGAACAAUUCAUCUAACAUUAUUUGUACGAAGAGACUUGAUAUGGUACUGUUCUUUACCUGAAGAUGCCAGUUUGUCAGUGCGACCUGGUACUGCAUUCCGGACUAAAGGAGCUGUGGCUAUAUCAUUUGCACUGUUUGGCUCAACAUUUUUAUUUGUCACUGCACAUUUGACAGCCCAUCAGGAGAAAGUUAAAGAAAGAGUUUCUGACAUAAAGCGAAUAAUACGAUCCAUUGAUUUACCAAAGAAUUUGCCAUGCAGACACAGAAGUAAAGGUAGGUUUAGAAAAAUUGAUAAAUUUAUGUUAGUCAAAAUUUGUACUUUUUUGUUUGUAUCCAUUUUGUUUAAGUUGUCAAAGGCAAUGGCAAAAAUUUAUAUUCAAAUAGUUUUGAAUCGUCCAACCCUUUUAUCUUUUUGCUGAUAACAAGAAUGAGCCAAAGAAACUCAACAGCUCUGACAGAAGUAAGACAUGUCAUUUAGCAACUACUGCUUAAAGUCCACUAGGCAGUAAUCUAACACCUAUGAAGAAGUUUUUGUCUAGAGAUUCUUUGUUGCCCUCGACAAUACGAAUGUAGGGUAUAUAGAAAUAAAUUAGUUUAGAAUACCUAUGCUAUCUAUUAGCUGUAUAAAUAAAGUGUAAUACGUAAGGUAAGAGACAACAUUGCUGAGAUUGCUGACAGAAAACCAUUUUCAGAUGUAACAAGUAAUUUUGACUACGUUUUUUGGUGUGGAGAUUUAAACUUCAGACUGGGUGAACCCAGAGCUGCUGUACUACGCUGGAUUGAACAAACUGAGGUGACUUUGACUUAUGUGACCUUUGACCUUCCUGUGAACAAUAAAUGCGAUUAUUACAUUAACAUUAGCAGAAUUGACCUGCUGUUACCAUAGCAUGGGAAUUAUAACUGUCCCAGUAGUCCAGGUGUCUAUUAAGAGUUAAAAUAGUGUGCGACAGAGAUAACGCUCUACGACGUCUUUACAAUAUUUGAUGAUUACAUGUUACAAAAUUUCUAAAAAAAUAACACGUUUAAUUACUGAUUGUCUUUCUAUAGUCGUUUAUAUUAUAAUAUUAACGCAUUGCCACAUUUUCUCCAGUUUCCUUUACCACCACACUUGCCGCACGGUCUUCUACACGCGGACCAGCUCACCGCUGUUCUAGAAGACGGUGCUGCCUUUAGAGAUUUCAGAGAAGCUCCCAUAACAUUCCCACCAACAUACAAGUACGAUCCUGGCAGUCAACAAUUCGACACGUCCAGUAAACAACGUGCACCAGCGUACACUGAUCGGAUACUGUUCAAAGCUAAAGCUUCUAACAACAACACGUCUUCCGCCUUUGCAGGUUGCUCAGUUGUUUCUAUUGAAACUGUGCUAUGAAUAUUAUCAAUAAACUGGUACUGUAUGCUAAGGCAAUAAGGCCCACGGGUGUAAUAAAGCCCUCCGGUGAAAAUACACGUCUAUUUCAGUUCAAACUUUACUCACACGUGCAUAUGACUGUGUAAGCACAAUUUGAUCAGAAAAAUAAGUAUUCAUAAUGAAAAAUGCUUAUAAAAUCCACUUUGUCCCUGGCACUCUGAGAUAGGACUCGACCUGACCUGGGGUUUUUUAAGCAAAAUUAAUCAAAUAUAACAAAGGAAUAGGAGUAUUUUAAUCAAUUAUUAGAGAUUAAUAUCUAUUUUAAUUUUAUAAAGAGGCAAAGUUCCAACGUUGUUUAUUUUUUUGUUUGUAGGGGUAUUCUAUGGAGAUACUGAUCCUAUCAUGAAAAUUAUUUCACCUACAGCAAGCUAUGUUAGACGUGGGUGACGUGGACUACAAUGUCGAAGUCGCGGAUUUUUUUUUUCAUUAAUAGUUAGACGGCAUUAACUUCUCACGAUCGAUUAAUAUCUAAUAAAGUGACCAUUGAGUUAAUUAUUCCUUAGGGCUCCGUCGUAUCAGUUCAGUGCAGACUACCUCCGGCCUCCAGUGCCUCGCUUACAACUCUGUGCAAUCUAUAUGUACGAGUGAUCACAAACCUGUAUGGGGAUUAUUCUCCGCUGCAUUAAGGCCAGGCACUGACGUGUACGUAUAUUAUUUUUUCAUCUGUACAAAUAAAUAAAAUUGAAGUGCCUGUAAUAUUAAAAGGACCGCUUUUCACUAAAUCCAUAUGUGCACGGUACGUAUACAAUAAUAUUUUUUUUUACAUUUUUGUCUGUCUGUGUGUAGGAUUGUUCCAGCUAAUCUCUGAAACGGCUGGUUCGAUUUUGACGGGAUUUUCACUGGCUUAUGAAAUAAGGGGUAACUUAACCUACUUUCCAAGCGGACGAAGUCGCGGGCACAGCUAGUU